AUGGCGCUCCCCGCGGCAACGGUACCAUUCGUCGUGCUCCUCCUCCUCCUCGUCCCGACGGGCGGAUCCGGUACCGGCGGCUCCGACCAGGGAGGAGGAGGCGGCUGCUUUGCUCCGCUGAUCGGCUGCGCCCCGCCGGCGUCCGCCACGGGCAACGCCACCGCGUUCCGCGCCAGCCUCGCCCCGCUGCUCGCCGCGCUCCCCUCCGCCGCGGCGGCGGCAGCCGAGGGGUUCGCCGCGCUGCGCUCCCAGCCGGACCCCGGGCGCGACCGCGCGCACGCCCUCGGCCUCUGCUUCGGGUUCGGGUUCGGGUUCGGCGGCGUCGCCGACGCGUCGGACUGCCACGCGUGCCUCCGGGCCGCCGUCGCGGCAGCCAGCGAGGGCUGCGCCAACGACACCCGCCGCGCGGGCGUAUGGAGCCACGGCUGCCUCCUGGCGUACUACGCCGGCGACGUCGCUUCCUCGUACACCGACGGCUUGGAGCAGACGCUCGCCGACCUGACCAUGGCCCUUGCUCAGCCCAAGGGGCCAUCGCUCUGGAGGAAGGCACAAUCCAUCAUGUCGUUCGUUCUGGCAGCCAUUGGAGCGGUCACAGUCGUGGUCCUCGCGUGCUUUCUCGUGGGCUGCUACCUGCUGGCAGAGACCCUCUUCGGGAACAUGGCGGAAGCAGGUCCGCAGGGCGAUGGGUUCGCUCUGUAUAUUGCUGCAACAAAUGGCCAAGCACAGGUCUGGUCGCUGGCGACGCAGUUCUGA
Miscanthus lutarioriparius is the source of this 753-nucleotide messenger RNA. NCBI's taxonomy places the organism in Eukaryota, Viridiplantae, Streptophyta, Magnoliopsida, Poales, Poaceae. The record is from the annotation of a GenBank genome assembly.